UUACCAAGGAGACGAGCUAAUGCACGCCAUCUACAAACGUCUGGGAACCUUCGAGGUGGAAGAUCAGAUAACGGCGGCCAGGCUCUAACCAUGAGAAGCUUCGUCUCCGUGGCUGGACUCGUCCUCUUCCUCGUCUUCGUCCACAGCAGCUGGCAGACUCCUCUGCAGGACGCCGACGACACAAACAGUGUGGAGGUGGAGGAGUCGGGGCAGCAGCAGCGUUCUUCGUCCUCUUCGUCCUCUCUGGGCGUGAAGAGACACUCUGAGGGGACGUUCUCCAACGACUACAGUAAAUAUCUGGAGGACAGAAAAGCUCAGGACUUCGUCCGCUGGCUCAUGAACAACAAGAGGAGCGGAGCAGCAGAAAACGUGGAGGAGAAGCGUCAUGCCGACGGGACGUUCACCAGCGACGUCUCCUCCUACCUGAAGGAGCAGGCCAUCAAGGAGUUCGUGGCCAAGCUGAAGGCCGGACAAGUCAGAAGAGCAUCGGAGACGGCGGCGGCGGCGUUGAGCCGGAGACACGUGGACGGCAGCUUCACCAGCGACGUCAACAAGGUUCUGGACUCCAUGGCAGCCAAGCAGUAUCUACUGUGGGUCAUGACCUCCAAACCUUCAGGGGAGAGUAAGAAGAGACGUGAGGAGCAGUGA
Molecule: messenger RNA, 648 nt
Organism: Centropristis striata (black sea bass)
Lineage: Eukaryota; Metazoa; Chordata; Actinopteri; Perciformes; Serranidae
Product: glucagon-1-like
Exons: 6
Coding region: 91-648 (185 amino acids)
Biological process (GO): response to starvation
Cellular component (GO): extracellular region
Molecular function (GO): hormone activity; glucagon receptor binding
Source: RefSeq, a predicted model, not a curated record